Molecule: messenger RNA, 867 nt
Organism: Symbiodinium necroappetens
Lineage: Eukaryota; Dinophyceae; Suessiales; Symbiodiniaceae
Source: the annotation of a GenBank genome assembly
AUGAAGCCCAAGCGGCUCCAUGAGGUGAAGGGCGAUGAACGGCUGCGCGCAUUGGCCUCGAAAGCCACGCGCGAGCUGGUGAAGUGGGACAAGCUGAAAAAGCCACAGACCAUGUCCAAGAUCGUUUGGGCUAUGGCGAAGCUGGACCUGCGGCUACACAAGCUAGUUGCCAAGGUCACGGAUGAGGCGCUGCAGAAGCUGCCAGAGUUUGAGCCACAACAGCUGGUGAACAUGAUGUGGUCCUAUGCCACCCUGCGGAGCGACGCGCCUCUGUCGGACAUGGCGGGGGGGCUGCGUGGCCGCGUCUCCUCCCUGGCUCCGCUGGGCCGCGCCAACCUUUGCUGGGCCGUGGCAAAGCUCCAGGUGCGAGAAGAGUGGCUGUUGCGCGAGCUAGUCCAGGAGUGCCAAAGUGCCAUUCCGGAAAUGAACGGCCAGAACUUAGCCAACACCAGCUGGGCCCUGGCCACACUUCGGGUCGCGGACGACCGCUUCUUCGAGUCUGUGGCAAAGGUUGUGGCUGCCCAGUGUGGCGAGUUUGCCCAGCAGAACAUCAGCAACACCGCCUGGGCAUUUGCAAAACUGCAGAUCAAAAGGCCCGACAUGAUGGCGGCAAUCUCACGAUGUGUGCAGCAGCGAGCUGCCGAAAUGCCGCCACAGGGCAUUGCUAAUACGGCAUGGUCCUUCGCCACGCUGAACAUCAGGGACGAUGGCCUGAUGUGGGGAGUCCAAGCUGCUUUGGUCGUGUUUUUUGCAGAGGUCUUCUGUCCGUUGCAGCACUUCAUGACUCCACUUGCUGCGUUAGUUUCAAUCAGUCUGUGCUGCGUAGCGCUGCACUCUGCAUGCAAUUCCGUGGCUGCCUCAAGGUGA